CUCGCAACGUUCAAACAUUCGAGCUCUAGUUCGGAUCUAGUUCAGAUUUGUUGUGAACGCUUCCUGGCCCCCGACAACAGCUUACGUCCGCUGCUCGGUGAUCUUCGAUCUCCAGUGACUCGUUUCCAGUUCAAGUUCUCGUCACAAAACUCAUUCUUGUGGCUGCCGCCGUUCUGCCGAGACGGAUUCCCAUCGAGUCACCCGGUACUGGGUAAUUACUACAGCAUCCGAUUUCACCAGCGUUCGCGAAUAACUAUGGAAAACCAGGAGUACACGGUAUUUCCGGAAGAUUUCAAAUUCGGCGCUGCGACUUCGUCGCAUCAGAUAGAAGGUGGAUGGAACGAGGGAGGAAAGGGAGAAAAUGUUUGGGACCACCUGACGCACACAAAACCCGAGUCCGUCAUCGGAAAGCACAACGGAGACAUCGCCUGCGACUCGUAUCACAAGUACAAGGAGGACAUAAAGUGCGCGAAGGAUCUGGGAGUGGACUGUUAUCGAUUUUCCAUCUCCUGGUCGCGUGUACUGCCGACUGGAUUCGCCAAUAAAAUCAAUCCAGACGGCAUUCGAUACUACAACGAAUUAAUCGACGGUCUGUUGGCUGAGGGCAUCGAACCAGCCGUGACGAUGUUCCAUUGGGACCUGCCGCAGCCUCUUCAAAAUUUGGGGGGAUGGAUGAAUCCUGCCUUGGUCGACUACUUCGAAGAUUAUGCCAGAGUGUUGUAUGAAAAUUUUGGCGACAGAGUGAAAACUUGGUUCACGAUCAACGAGCCCUGGGUUAUUUCCGAAGUAGCUUACGGUUACGGGGCUCUUGCUCCGGCCGUGAAAUCUCCCGGUGUCGGAAUUUAUCUUUGUGGCGAAAACCUCCUGAAGGCACACGCCAAGGCAUAUCGCCUGUACGACGAAGUCUUCAGAAGCGAGCAAAAAGGUCGCGUAACACUCGUCAUCCACUGGUUAGGCAUGAUUCCCGUCACGGACUCACCCCGAGAUUUAGCCUUGGCCGAAAAGGCUAAGCAAUUCAAGUUCGGGUGGUUCGCCCAUCCGGUUUUCAGCGAGAACGGUGAUUAUCCGCACAUCAUGAAAGAAAGCAUAGCGAAGAAAAGCGCGCAACAAGGAUUCCCGAGAUCUCGGUUACCCGAACUUGGCGAUUAUUGGGUGAAUUUCAUUAGAGGAACGGCCGACUUUAUAGCCAUAAACACCUACUCGUCGUUUUACGCGUGCCCUCUCAGUCCAGACGAAGAAGAGUCCGGACUCUCUUGGUGCAACGACAUCGGAGCGCGACUUGAAAACGAAGGACGUGGGUGGCCGGACUCCACAUGUUAUUGGCUCAAGGAAAAUCCAGUUGAAUUUGGUAAUAUGUUCCGAUGGAUUAGAAAGGAGUACGGUGAUCGCGAGAUCGUAAUAACGGAGAACGGAUGGGCUGACAGUGGCUCUACGCAUCUCGACGACUACGAGAGAAUCCGGUACACUCAUCGGUAUCUGAAAGAGCUGCUCACCGCGAUCCAUCGCGACAAGAUAAGGGUCACAGGCUAUUUCCACUGGAGUUUGAUAGACAACUUUGAAUGGCUGACAGGAUACACAUCGAGAAUGGGACUUCACCGGGUUGAUUUUGAUCAUCCGGAUAGACCGAGGAUGAUAAAGGCUUCGGGUAGGUAUUACAAGGAGUUGAUAAGAGCACGAAAAUUACCGGAAAAUGUCAACGAGGAGGUAUUUGCCAGAGAUAAACGAUAUUGCUCGAAAACAUACGAUGUGGACAGAAAGGAAACCAUACUAUUCGCUUGAAAAGAAAAAAAAAUUUUGUCGAUAAAAUAAAAUGGAGAGCGUUGCUACGUGCGUGCCCUCGGUCCAUACCGUUUA
Messenger RNA from Athalia rosae (coleseed sawfly), 1854 nucleotides. RefSeq names its product myrosinase 1-like. The coding region runs from base 256 to 1779 and encodes 507 amino acids. The record is from RefSeq and is a predicted model, not a curated record. Lineage: Eukaryota; Metazoa; Arthropoda; Insecta; Hymenoptera; Athaliidae. The transcript has 8 exons. Gene Ontology annotation, biological process: carbohydrate metabolic process. Gene Ontology annotation, molecular function: beta-glucosidase activity.